AUGAGCUCUCCUGACGCUCGGGCUGCAUCGUGGGGAAACCGCACGAACCCGCCUGGCUCUCACCGUCACCUGCUGCGCGCACUUGGCGCCGAUAGGAGCACGCGAGGCAGGACAACUCCGCACAGUUUCCUCUGCAGCGCAUUGAGACUCUGCGAAGCUUGUGGACAGUUGACUUUGACAACGGUGGAUCACGUCUACGCGAACGUGCAUGUGGUUCUGUUUUGAUUACUCUACCUCAUUUAAACCUGUGGGCAGCAUUUAGCUCUGGACGCUGUUGUGCGCAAAACAACUCCUUGAACAUUGGCGUGCCGCCUUCAGCUCCACUUAACCCUGUACGUGUGGCCAGCAUGGAGCAGCUCUAAUGUAAUUACAAUGGCCUGUAAGCCUUUGUCUUGCAGCCCGUAUCAUCCUGUCCCAAGUUUGUUUUAACAAAGAUCCCCCACUCGACUCUCUCCGCCGCGCGUCAGCCCGCUUUUACGCACGAACAAUGGGCUCGGAGAAGCCCAACUUUUUGUCGCAGCCGGUGGUGAAGAACGUUUUCAUGUUCCGCAACGGCGACCCGUACUACGAUGCUCGCCGGAUAGUGAUAAACCAAAAGAGGGUGUCCAACUUCGAGACGUUGCUGAGAGAGGUGUCCGGCGGAGUCCAGGCCCCGUUCGGAGCGGUGAGGAACAUCUACACGCCCAGAGGAGGCCACAAGGUGGACUGUCUGGAGAGCCUGCGGAGCGGGGAGCAGUACGUCGCUGCCGGGAGGGAGAGGUUCAAAAAGCUGGAUUACCUCCACAUUGGAUCUAGAAAGAGGAGGCUGCUGCAGACUCUUCCGAUGCAGGCCAAACCGCUGCCCCCGACUCGAAUCAUUGUGUCGGCUCGAUUCCUGAAACCCAUCAAGGAGCCAUGUACAAUAUUCGUGGUAGCCAAUGGCGACGUGUUGAACCCUGCAGUGAGGCUGCUGAUCCAGCAGAGGAUGCUGGGCCAGUUUGAGCGGAUAUUAGAGAUGAUCACAGAGAAGAUGGGUUUGAAAGUCCUGGGGGGUGUUCGAAGUCUCUUCACCUACGAAGGCCACCAGGUGACUGAAGGGAGUCAGCUGGAGAGCAGUCAGCUGUAUGUGGCUGUAGGAAGAGACAGGUUUAAGAAGCUGCCGUACAGUGACCUUCUCUUCGCCAAGCUAAGAGGGACCAGGAGGGUGAAUGGAGUGAAAGCUCACUCUCUCCCACCUAUCUACAGAUUCUCCAAGCAAAAUGGAAACAGCAAGUCCAUAGUCCGGUGCAGUGAUAGUGGAGAUGGAGACUUCAAGGCGUCCCCUCCAGGCCACACUGGAAACAACAGGGAACACCUGUCGUCCAUCGUCAGAGAAAUCUCUCAAGCCCGACUCAUCUCUCUCAGGAAGAAGAGGAGCGGACAGAGCAUGACCCUCACCAUCUCCGACAAUGAUGACCAGGAAUCAAAGGCUGAUGAUGGAAACACUGAUGACAAAGCCCCUCAAGAGCAGCCAGCUGAAAAGAAACCUGCAGAUGAUGAUUCAAAAGCUGCGGAGGAGAACAGCGAAAAGUCAGAAGAGCAGAAACCUCCAGACGAAGACGCAAAAGCUGCGGAGGAGAACAGCGAAAAGUCAGAAGAGCAGAAGCCUCCCGACGAAGACGCAAAAGCUGCAGAGGAGAACAGCGAAAAGUCAGAAGAGAAGAAACCUCCAGACGAAGACGCAAAAGCUGCGGAGGAGAACAGCGAAAAGUCAGAAGAGCAGAAACCUCCAGACGAAGACGCAAAAGCUGCGGAGGAGAACAGCGAAAAGUCAGAAGAGGAGGAGGAAGCUGCUGCUGAAAACACCAAAGAAGAAGAAGAAGAGGAUGCUUCUGCCGGCAAAGCAGAUCGGGAGGAAAACGAGGAGACAAAUGGUGAAAAAGGGGGAGAUGAAGAGAAAAAGGGAGAUGAAGAGCCAAGUGAAAAAGAGGGUGAAGCAACAGCAGAACCUGAGGAGAAAGAGGACGAGGUAAAAGAAGAAGCAGCAGAGGAGGUCACGGACAAGAGCAAGGAGGAGGUUGAGGGCAAGGAGGAGGUUGAGGGCAAGGAGGAGGUUGAUAGCAAGGAGGAGGUUGAGAGCAAGGAGGAGGUUGAGAGCAAGGAGGAGGUUGAGGCUGAGGAGGAGGUUGAGGCUGAGGAGGAGGUUGAGACUGAGGAGCAGAGGUCCAGCGGUAGCAACAGUGAUAAGAGCCAGGACAGUACAGAGAAAGAGGAUGGAAGUCAUGCAUCUUCUGAGGGUGAAAAGGACGAGCAGGGCAAAAACGCAGAAGAGGAGAAGCAAGAUAAAGUCAGCGAAGAGGGGGAGAAAAACAGCGAGGACGAGAAUAAUGAUGUAGACGCAGAGGAGGAACAGAAGGAGACGGAAAACGACAGCGACCCAGGGAAGACUCAGUCAGAUAACGAGACAAAAGACGACGAUAACGACAAAAGCAGCAGUGGCAACAGUAACCAGGAGGAAGAUGUGAGCGAGACAAAAGAGGGGGCUACCGAAGGGUCAGGGGAAGAGGAGAGGAAGGAGAACGGGGAGGUCGAGGGAGUAGAAGAUGAUGAGGUGGAGAGCGAAGCGGAGCUGGACACAGAGGACAAAAAUUCAGCCGGACCCAAGGAUACGGCAGCAAACGGAGAGACAGGAGAGGGUGAUGAAGAGAAGGAAGAGGAGGAAAGACAAGGAGAAGGAUUAGAAAAGAAGGAGAAAAUGUGAAAGUUUAUUGGGUUGAGCGGUGCUGAAGAUGGGAAGCAAUGUUUUACAAUGUGUAAAAUAGCAAAUACAUGGAAGGCAAAGCACGACAUGACUGCAGACAUAUUUACUAGAUGGCCUUGUAGAAGUCGCCCUGAAAAUAAAAUGAUUUGACAUCGCAGAGCAAUAUAAUCUUUGAAAUGCUGACGGUUAAAUAUAGUUUUAAAAAAAUUCAGGUAAACUGUUUUAUUCAUAACUAACUCUUCAUUUAUCCAUGUCUGAAAGAGAUAAACAACAAAUACAAACUCUAAUAAUAUACUUUUAUUUUCCAUUUACAAGUGCUGUGAACUUCGGAGCUGCUUUACACUGUGAGAACGUGUAGUGAGUGAUGCAGGGGAAAUUGAAAUAUACACAUUAAUAUUACAUUUUUAA
Messenger RNA from Hippoglossus stenolepis (Pacific halibut), 3127 nucleotides. Its product is annotated as doublecortin domain-containing protein 2. The record is from RefSeq and is a predicted model, not a curated record. Gene Ontology annotation, cellular component: axoneme; microtubule organizing center; microtubule. The transcript has 9 exons. The coding region runs from base 488 to 2719 and encodes 743 amino acids. Gene Ontology annotation, biological process: neuron migration; cilium assembly; regulation of cilium assembly. NCBI's taxonomy places the organism in Eukaryota, Metazoa, Chordata, Actinopteri, Pleuronectiformes, Pleuronectidae.